AACGCCUGUAAUGUCCUGCACCGUCUCCAACAUCCACAGGACGACGACGGCCUGCGGUGGCGGCCGUUUGUUGAUGGCAGAUUUUAAUUGACCACCUUUCCGGCGUUCGGUCCGGGUUUCCGAAAUCUCCUGAAAACGCUCGCGCCGCCAGCAGACUGUGGCGUGGCGUCGUCCGUCCGUCUCCUCGACCCGACCGAAGAAUUGAAGGCCAACCCCCCGAACAGGCCCACAAAUCAUUGCUCUACGCAAAAGCGCGAGCUCCCCGACAACCCUGAGGUCGUCCCCCCGGGGGGGACAGUUGUGCGUGGGCCAUCCCCAUGGCCGCGAGGUAAAAGUGUAAAAAAGAAAGGUAAUACCCUGAAGCCGGUCGGGCUAUCGGCGGCAGCUUGGUUGGCCCAACCGCCAACCCCGGUCGGCCAAGUUGGUAAGUUCCGUGCCUCAAACACGAUAGAAUAUUUAUGAUACCAUCGCGAACUCGUUAGAACUCCGUCGGUUCGUCCGUGAGACCCCAACCCAAAUCGAUUAUACUGGGGCUGCCUGUUCCAGUGCCUAUGUUGUUGCCCGUGCCAUAAAUAACCGAUAACCAGCGCGAACGCGACGAGAUUGUGUCUGUGUUUGUGGAGGAAGAAGUUUUCCCAACUUGUGUCGGUGUGUGUGUGUGUGGGGGUGGGAGAGAAAAGAGUUUUUUGUUGAGCUGUGGCUGUGGGCCGGACGGUCCGUAGAUGUCCUCGACGAUGGGACACUUUCUCGGUUCGGACGACGCAUCCGAGAUCGAGCCGUUCGAUCCAGACUCCUUGGGCUGUGCGGGCCACACGACGACCGGCACCCCGUCGACGGUGGGCCAGCGUGGCCGGAAGGGCCACCAGCCCCCGAGCCCCGUCAUCGUCAGUGCGGGCACCAGUAACGGCCAGAACGGUGGGUCGCGCUCGGGCCGGAAACCCUCGCCCGGCGGAACCCCACCGAAGCUGAAAACGCGCGAUUCCGAUUGCUGCAGCAUUAACUUCAUAAAGUAUUCGCUGCACAUAUUCAACACCAUCUUUUUGAUAUCGGGCCUGGUUAUAAUCGGAGUCACGCUGUGGACUGUGCUCUGGAAGCAUCAGUACAUAUCGCUCCUGUCGACCACGAACUAUGCCAUCGGAACCUAUGCUCUGCUGGCCGCCGGCGUACUGGCAGUGGCCGGAGGCAUUCUGGGAUGCUGUGGCGUUUGGCAUGAGCAGCGAGCCGUGCUGCUGAUAUAUACGUUCGUGCUGCUGUUUGUGUUUCUGCUGGAAGCGAUCGUCGGAGGAUUAGCUUAUCUGUACGAAACGCAAAUCGAGACCGAGCUCCAGCACAGCCUCAACGCGACGUUCAUGGCGAACUACGGUGUAAGCGAGCGGCAAACGAUGGCCAUUGACAGUAUGCAGCGCGAGUUCUCCUGCUGCGGUGCCGUCCGUUUCGAGGACUGGCGACACAGUGUGUGGCUGCGAUCGAGGCGAAAAGAUCUGAUACGGCCCACCGAGGGCCGCCUGGUGCCGGACUCGUGCUGCAUCACCGUCACGCCGAGGUGCGGGUUACGUGAUGGCCCCAGCAACAUUCACUACACCGGCUGUAUCUACGAGAUGACUGAUGACCUGAAGUUCCAUUUGAUCUUGCUCGGGGCCAUCGGGCUGGGGCUGAGCGUGAUACAGGUGUUCGGCAUGAUACUGUCCUGCUCGCUGUACGUGAAGCUGAAGAACGUGCUCGACUGACAAAAGCCAGCGGAUCCAAUAGUCGAACUAAUGGAUCCGCUGCCGGACAACAUCAGUCUCAUCUACGGUUACGACGAUCAGCGCAUAUGAAACAAGCAGUCGCCCGGCCUCGGACUGGCCGGGUGUGUAAAUAUGUACAGUUUUGUGUCUACCAUGCAGGAGCUGGCGUCAGGAGCCCGUGUUUUCGUGGAAAACCCGACCCGGCUGCCGUGUCCCAGCUACGUGAAUCCACAAUUGCCAAAAACGGAACGGUUAAGGAAGCGCCCCCGGUGUACCUACCGGGAAGGUCGCGUGUGGAGCGAGUCCAUAAUUGUGUACAAAGUAAAAUAAAGAAGUUUGUCAAGAGAGAGAGAGAGAGAGACCACGGUCGGCUUCACGGUUUCUUUCCACACAGAUCCAGGUAGACUUCAAGGAAUAAUACGUUAUACUUUGUUACCUAUUUACAUGAAAUUGAGCGCCGAAGAAGAAUCGAGUUCACUUUCCAACCCAACAGCCCCAGCUAGCUAUGCUACAGGUUAAAACAAG
Molecule: messenger RNA, 2252 nt
Organism: Anopheles bellator
Lineage: Eukaryota; Metazoa; Arthropoda; Insecta; Diptera; Culicidae
Product: CD151 antigen-like
Exons: 5
Coding region: 723-1727 (334 amino acids)
Cellular component (GO): membrane
Source: RefSeq, a predicted model, not a curated record